Messenger RNA from Lagenorhynchus albirostris (white-beaked dolphin), 3676 nucleotides. RefSeq names its product ubiquitin protein ligase E3B (gene UBE3B). The transcript is spliced from 28 exons. Lineage: Eukaryota; Metazoa; Chordata; Mammalia; Artiodactyla; Delphinidae. The record is from RefSeq and is a predicted model, not a curated record. Gene Ontology annotation, molecular function: ubiquitin protein ligase activity; protein binding. Gene Ontology annotation, biological process: protein polyubiquitination; ubiquitin-dependent protein catabolic process. Bases 261 to 3467 code for a protein of 1068 amino acids.
GCAAGAUGGCGGUCGGGCCUCGGCUGCUGCCCCGGGUCAGGCAGAGCUCGGGGGUCUUGGGCUGAGGCGGUGGUAAACUGCGGCCCCGACCCCGAGCGCGGGGGCCUCGAGCGGAUAAAGGUCUACGGCCUGCGGAAAACACAAGCUCCUCUGAAGUGAGAUGUCCUCAGCUGUGAGCCCUGUGCAGAAUCACUAAUGACUGAUUACCUGACAUUUCUGCGUCACCGGCAGGUCCUCAGGGUUUGUGCAAGUUUGCAAACAUGUUCACUGUUUCUCAGACCUCGAGAGCUUGGUUCAUUGAUAGAGCCCGUCAGGCUCGAGAGGAAAGGCUGGUGCAGAAGGAGCGGGAGAGGGCAGCUGUGGAGAUUCAGGCCCACGUACGGAGUUUUCUCUGUCGGCGUCGACUGCAAAGAGAAAUCAGGAGAGAGAUUGAUGAGUUUUUUAAAGCAGAUGACUCUGGGUCCAGUAAAAGAAGUGCACUUUGUAUUUUUAAGACUGCCAGGAAACUGCUGUUCUUGUUCAGAAUUAAAGAGGAUGAUGAGAGAUUUGAGAAGUUGUGUCGGUGCAUCCUGAGCAGCAUGGAUGUUGAGAAUGAACCCAAGGUAUGGUACGUGUCCCUGGCUCUUUCCAAGGAUCUCACCCUCCUAUGGAUUAAACAGAUCAAAGACGUCAUGUGGUAUUGCUGUGAGUUUCUUGAGCAGCUCAAGCCUGAAAUUUUACAAGACUCCAAACUCAUCACACUGUACCUCACGAUGCUUGUCACCUUUACAGACACUUCAACAUGGAAAAUUCUCCGGGGAAAAGGUGAGAGUCUUCGACCAGCCAUGAACCACAUUUGUGCAAAUAUAAUGGGCCAUCUCAACCAGCAUGGAUUUUACUCUGUGCUGCAGGUAUUGUUAACCCGUGGCCUGGCGAGACCCCGGCCUUGUCUGUCCAAAGGCACUUUAACAGCAGCCUUUUCCCUAGCAAUGCGCCCUGUGAUUGCUGCACAAUUUUCAGACAAUCUGAUCCGGCCGUUCCUCAUCCACAUUGUGUCUGUGCCCGCUCUCAUGACUCAUCUCAGCACAGUGACCCCUGAGCGCCUCACUAUUUUAGAAUCUCAUGACAUGCUCCGUAAAUUCAUCACAUUUUUAAGAGACGAAGAUCGAUGCCGUGAUGUAUGUGAAAGUUUAGAAGGAUGCCAUACACUUUGUCUCAUGGGCAACCUCCUGCACUUGGGCUCCCUCAGCCCCAGGGUGUUAGAGGAGGAGACAGAUGGAUUUGUGAGUUUGCUCACCCAAAUGCUCUGCUACUGUCAGAAGUACGUGUCCCAGAAGAAAUCCAACCUGACCCACUGGCACCCUGUCCUUGGCUGGUUCUCCCAAUCCGUGGACUAUGGCCUUAACGAGUCCAUGCCCUUGGUCACCAGACAGCUGCAAUUCCUGUGGGGGGUGCCUCUGAUCCGGAUCUUCUUCAGUGACAUCCUGAGCAAGAAGCUGCUGGAGAACCAGGAGCCGGUCCACGUGCCGCCAGCGUCCCCACAGAAUGUGCUUCCUGUGAAGACUCUCCUGAAGCGUGCAUUUCAGAAGUCGGCGUCAGUUCGGAAUAUUCUCAGGCCUGUUGGGGGUAAACGUGUUGAUUCUGCGGAGGUACAGAAGGUUUGCAACAUCUGCGUCCUCUACCAGACCUCACUGACGACUCUAACCCAGAUCCGGCUGCAGAUACUCACAGGUCUCACUUACCUUGAUGACCUGCUGCCCAAACUUUGGGCGUUUAUCUGUGAACUGGGGCCCCACGGAGGGUUAAAGCUCUUCUUGGAAUGCCUCAACAAUGACACUGAAGAGUCUAAGCAGCUCUUGGCCAUGCUGAUGCUGUUCUGUGACUGUUCCCGGCACCUCAUCACGAUCCUUGAUGACAUUGAAGUUUAUGAAGAACAGAUUUCAUUCAAACUAGAAGAACUGGUCACGAUCUCCUCUUUUCUGAAUUCCUUUGUGUUUAAGAUGAUCUGGGAUGGAAUCGUAGAGAAUGCCAAGGGUGAGACCUUGGAGCUGUUCCAGUCCGUCCACGGGUGGCUGAUGGUGCUCUACGAGCGGGACUGCCGGCGGCGCUUUGCCCCCGAGGACCACUGGCUGCGCAAGGAUCUCAAACCUAGUGUGCUCUUCCAGGAACUUGACAAGGACAGAAAACGGGCUCAGCUGAUCCUGCAGUACAUCCCGCACGUCAUUCCUCACAAAAACAGAGUUCUCCUGUUCCGAAACAUGGUAACCAAGGAGAAGGAGAGACUGGGGCUUGUGGAAACCAGCUCUGCCUCCCCUCAUGUCACUCACAUUACCAUCCGCCGGUCCCGGAUGUUGGAGGACGGCUACGAGCAACUUCGGCAGCUCUCCCAGCACGCCAUGAAGGGCGUCAUCCGCGUGAAGUUUGUCAAUGACCUCGGGGUGGACGAGGCAGGGAUUGAUCAAGACGGUGUUUUCAAGGAGUUCUUAGAAGAGAUCAUCAAGAGGGUGUUUGACCCAGCGCUCAACCUGUUCAAGACGACCAGUGGGGACGAGAGACUCUACCCUUCGCCCACGUCCUACAUUCAUGAGAAUUACCUGCAGCUGUUUGAGUUUGUGGGCAAGAUGCUGGGGAAAGCUGUGUAUGAGGGAAUUGUGGUGGACGUGCCCUUUGCAUCCUUCUUCCUGAGCCAGCUGCUCGGGCACCACCACAGUGUCUUCUACAGCUCUGUGGAUGAACUGCCUUCUCUGGAUUCCGAGUUCUAUAAAAACCUCACUUCCAUUAAGCGGUACGAUGGGGACAUUGCUGACUUGGGCCUGACACUGUCAUAUGAUGAGGAUGUCAUGGGUCAGCUUGUUUGCCAUGAACUGAUUCCUGGAGGGAAGACCAUUCCUGUUACAAAUGAAAACAAAAUUAGCUACAUCCAUCUGAUGGCCCACUUUCGAAUGCACACUCAAAUCAAGAACCAGACAGCUGCCCUCAUUAGUGGAUUCCGUUCCAUCAUCAAACCUGAGUGGACCCGGAUGUUCUCGACCCCUGAGCUACAGCGACUCAUCUCCGGGGACAAUGCUGAGAUCGAUCUGGAAGAUUUAAAGAAGCACACAGUGUACUACGGUGGUUUCCAUGGAAGUCACAGGGUCAUUAUCUGGCUCUGGGAUAUCCUGGCCUCAGACUUCACGCCCGACGAGAGAGCCAUGUUUCUGAAGUUUGUGACCAGCUGCUCCAGGCCCCCGCUCCUGGGAUUUGCCUACCUCAAGCCUCCCUUCUCUAUCCGCUGUGUGGAAGUGUCGGAUGAUCAGGACACUGGCGAUACCCUGGGCAGCGUCCUGCGUGGCUUCUUUACCAUCCGCAAGCGGGAGCCAGGUGGCCGCCUGCCCACCUCCUCCACCUGCUUCAACCUGCUCAAGCUGCCCAACUACAGCAAGAAGAGCGUCCUGCGGGAGAAGCUGCGCUACGCCAUCAGCAUGAACACGGGCUUCGAGCUCUCCUAGCUCCCAGCCACCCUCAGCCCCAAGAGGCGACGUUCCCCUGGGAGCACGACUGACGUGCCAGGGCACGGUGGCCCCCAGACCCUCUCUAUAGCCAUGAGACGUCCCCUGUGGCCUCAAGAACUUUGGAUGCACGUGACAAAGCUACCCAGCACUCUCCAGGUGACACUAACAGGAAGGGGGUGUUGAAAAUAAACCUCCAGAUUCCGCCA